CACCACGUGACAUCAGCACUGGGCCUUCGGUCUGUUUUCAGUAGUCGGAGAGGAAGAAAAAUGGCGGCUGCGACCGAUCAGAAGCGGGACGCCAGCCAUUCGUUUUGAGCUUUCUCACGUAAACCGAGACCGGGGCUUUACGGGACUACUUCGUUGGAAUCUACGCAAAUCAAGCUUUCUGGCGGUACCCGUUUUUCUUGUUUCUGUGAAGGCUAAAUAAACGCAGAAAUUGAAAUUGAAAAUAAUAGCUUUUAUAUAUAAUGAGGGGGAAAAGAGGCAGGCCGCCCAAAACCCUGCGGAUGCAGGAGCCUUCAUCCGAGCCGGAACGUGGCUUGAGAACCAGGAGGGAGUUGAGGGCAAAGGGGAGAGGUAGUGCCGAGGUCGAUUUUGAGAGUCCCAAGAGGGGAAAUAACUCUUCGUCUAGGGGCAGGAGGAAAGUGGGAUCAUCUCGCGGUAGGGGAAGAGGCAGAGGUUGUGGUGGCAGAGGUACUAGGGGCAGACGGUCAAUCGCUAGAUCUGUGGUUUAUGAUGAUCAUGAAAGUGAUGAAGAUGAUGAUGCUGUGAGUUUGAGAUCUGAGGAGGACGAAUUGAUAGAGGAAGAGACGAUAACAGACGAGGAAGAAGAGGCCCUCAACGAGGAGUCAGACCCGCUUGAGGAAAUACUCGAGGAGGAUGAUGAUGAUGCCAGCUACUGUACUGAAAGCAGCUUUCGGAGUCAGAGCACUCAUGGCAGCACUCCGGGGCGGAAGAGGACGCGGGUGCACUGCCCUCGCUCGCCCAUCUUUGAGGAAAAGGAGAUCCCUCCUCUGGAGCUGCCCAGAACCUCUGAGGAUCUCAUGGUGCCCAGCGAGGAACUGCUCAACGUGUCCUCCAUCUACGAGGUCCUGCGCAACUUCAGCACGGUGCUGCGGCUCUCUCCCUUCCGCUUUGAGGACUUCUGUGCUGCGCUGGUAGGCCAGGAGCAGUGCACGCUGAUGGCAGAGACCCACACAGCCCUACUGAAGGCCAUCCUGCGUGAGGAGGACACCUCCAACACCACGUUCGGUCCUGCUGACCUCAAGGACAGCGUCAACUCCACCCUCUACUUCAUUGAUGGUAUGACGUGGCCCGAAGUGGUCCGUGCCUACUGCGAGAGCGACCAGGAGUACCACCAUGUCCUGCCCUACCAGGAGGUGGAGGACUACCCCUAUGGCCCUCUGGACAGUAAGAUCAAGGUGCUGCAGUUCUUGGUGGAUCAGUUCCUCACCACCAAUAUCGCCCGCGAGGAGUUGAUGUCAGAGGGGGUGGUGCAGUAUGAUGACCACUGCAGGGUGUGCCACAGGUUGGGGGACCUGUUGUGCUGUGAGACCUGCUCUGCUGUCUACCACCUGGAGUGUGUGAAGCCGCCACUGGUAGAGGUGCCGGAGGACGAAUGGCAGUGUGAGAUCUGCGUGGCACACAAGGUGCCCGGGGUCACAGACUGUGUGACAGAGAUGCAGAAGAGCAAACCCUACAUCCGCCAGGAGCCCAUCGGCUACGACCGCCACCGGAGGCAAUACUGGUUCCUAAACCGAAGGAUAAUUGUUGAGGAAGACGGGGAGCAUGAUAAGAAGAAGAUCUGGUACUACAGCACAAAGGUCCAGCUGGGAGAGCUGAUAGAGUGUCUAGACAAGGAGUACUGGGAAAACGACCUGUGUGCCGUCCUCGAGGAGAUGAGAGAGGAGGUGCACACUCACAUGGACAUCACUGAGGACCUCACCAACAAGGCCCGCGGCAACAACAAGGCCUUCCUCACGGCAGCCAACGAUGAGAUCCUGGAGCGUGUGCAGGGCAGGCAGGAACGGCGAGCAGUGGAGCAGGCAGAGAAGGCCACUACAGACACUACCAAGAUAGAGGAAGAGACCCCCACACACUGCUCUCCACUAUCAGACCACAGAGAGCUUCAAGACUCAGAGUCUAAAGAGGAGGCAAGCUCACAAGAGGAUAAGCCUGUAGACUCAGAGUCCCAUGGAGAGGAGGACCCCUCUGCCCAGUGCCAGCCUACCCCACCACCACACCCUGGAGACGAGAACAGCAACAGCAGCCACGUCUCAGCGCCUGGGGUCCUCAGGAGGCCUGAAGAGCCAAACCUCGCUGACAGGUCCUCUCAGUCCUCCAUCACCAGCCAGGACGACACGGGUGAAGGCAAGGAGAUUGGGAAUGGUGAGGGGUCAGCGUCUGGAUUGACUAACAAUCGCAUAGUGACUCGUCUGCGUAACCCGGAGAGUAAGCUGAGCCAGCAAAAGACCCAGGGAGAUGGCAGCCCUACACCCAGGGACAGCAAGGAGACAUCUCCUCCCAGCUCUGAGAGUGAAGUGGCUCUUCUGGGUACUGUGAGGAAAGACUUGACGGUGAAGGGCAACCUGAACAACUUCUUCAAGCUGGGCCAGGAGGGCAAGUUCCGAGUCUACCACAACCAGUUCAGCACCAACACACUGGGCCUCAACAAGCACCAGCAUCGUGAGGACCACGACAAGCGCCGCCACCUCUCCCAUAAGUUCAGCCUAACCCCCGCCGGGGAUUUCAAGUGGAACGGCUCCAUCCAUGGCUCCAAGGUGCUGACCAUCUCCACCCUGCGGCUCACCAUCAUCCAGCUGGAGACCAAUGUCCCCGCCCCCUUCCUGCACCCAAACUGGGCCUCGCACAGGACAAACUGGAUUAAAGCGGUGCAGAUGUGCAGUAAGGCUCGGGAGUUUGCCUUGGCGCUGGCCAUCAUGGAGUGUGCCAUCAAACCAGUGGUCAUGCUGCCUGUCUGGAAAGAUGCGCUUGGACACACCAGGCUCCAUCGCAUGACCUCCAUGGAGCGGGAGGAGAAAGAGAAGGGGAAAAAGAGAGAGAAAAAACUGGAGGAUGAGGAGACUAUGCAGCAGGCCACCUGGGUGAAGUACACCAUCCCCAUCAAACACCAGGUGUGGAAGCAGAAGGGGGAGGAGUACAGAGUAACUGGGUACGGGGGCUGGAGCUGGGUCAGUAAGACUCACGUCCAUCGCUUUGUUCCCAGGCUACCAGGGAACACCAACGUCAACUACCGCAAAGUACUCGAAGCAGCUAAAACUGGCAAAGAAAAUGCAACAUCCUGCCCGAACAAACGAAAAUGUUUGCCCAAAGCACCAACGAGCUCGGAAACCCAGGCAAAAGAAGAGUCUACUCCAAUUACUGAAGAAAAAGACCAGGAGGAAACCUCCACCAUGGAGCCAUCUGGGAGCACUUCACCAGGAGAGGGGCAGACUCUGAAAGAGAAGGAAGAGAAAAAUAUCACAGACGUGGAGGAGAAGAAAGAUGAUCAGGUGGAGGAGAAGACUGAGGACAAGAUGGAUGUUGACCCCAGUCCACCAGAUGCCUGUCUCAGUGAGGAAAAAGGUAUAGUGGACAGCAAAUGUCCCUCAUCACUGGCUGACCCUGCUGUGAAGGAGGAGCCCGGGGAGGAAGAAGAACCUAAGCAGGAGGACUCUGAGGCCAAGCCACCUGUCCGCCCCUUCAACUGGGAUGUGGUGAACGUCAGCGAGGGCUUCCAGCUCCGUACGGCCUACAAGAAGAAGGUGAAGACGUCCAAGCUCGACGGGCUGCUGGAGCGCAGAGUGAAACAGUUCACCCUGGAGGAGAAGCAGAGGCUAGAGCGCCUCAAACAGCAGUCAGCCCUGGCCAAACACACAGUCUCCAAGGAGAAAGUUAACACAGGGACUCCCACCACCAUCAAGGCUUCUAUAGCAGACAAGUUAGCAGUGACACCGUGCACAAGUCUGAAAGCUGAGAGACAAGCAGACUCAGUAGUUAAAGACACAAUUGUUAAAAGGCUUGACUUUGACCAGGAGCAGCCAGUGAAAUCCCAGCCUUCAGGAGAGACAGAUAAUCUGGACGUCAGAUUAGGCUCCACCUGUAAACCCCAGGCAGCAGGAGCCACAGGCCCCAACCUCAACACCACAGAGUUGGCCAACCAUGAGAGCAGCGUUCAGGGAAAUGGUGGGGAUGCGUUAUCUCAAACAGAGCUGAAUGGAGGCUCCCAGAAAAGCAUAGACCUCAACAACAAAGUCAAUUUGACAUCUCUAGAACUGGCUUUAGGUGCCCCCAAACCUCCCAGAGCAGAAGUGACGAUAGCAGGAGAAAACGGUAGGAAGCAUGGUUAUGAGGAGACAGAGCAAGGUAAUGGACAGAGGGAGAUAGAAAGCAAACCACAUUUAGUGCAGGUGAAUGGGAAAGACGCUGUUGACACCAAGGCUCCUGUAGACUCAAAGAUGCACUUAAACCUGGCCAACAAAGUGGACACCAAGGUCAUGCUCCAGACGUUAGAGGGUGAGAUCAAAACACUGCCAGUGAAGGAGCCUAUAAAAUCCAUUAUGAACGGUACUCUCUCUCAAGACGGGUUAAAGGUCAACAACACUGUGUUAGCCACCAGCCCAGCCACGGCGGACGUAGAGAGAAGGGUUGUGGUGUCUGAGCCUGACUAUCUGCCACCUCAGAAGGUUGCCAGACUGGAGAAUAAUGGCGACAGGGUGGCAGACUCCGUCACGUCGUCACUGUUAGGGCCGCCCACUGGUGUUCCCACGGUAAGCAACAGCACCGAGUCUCAGCCAAUGGAGAUUGGGCAGACAGCAUCCAAUAAGAUCACCCCGUUUCCUAUCCCCACUGCAGAGGAGUCCAGCUUGAGUAACAACACCACAGUGAACAGCAGUAGCAGUACUGGGGUGCUGAAGACCAUCACCCAAGUCACCACAACCACUACUACCACCAUGUCAACAGAGUCUCGCACGGUGCAGAUAGCCGAGGUCUCCAGCAGCACUAAGCCUGCAGUGAUCCCUGCUGCAGAGAGCAGUGCUGUAUCCACCCUCACCACCAUGACCAAGACCACCGUCACCAGGGUCUGCUCCCCGACCCUCGGGGCCACUGUCUCCGAGGAGACCAAGACUGUUGUCACUGCAAUGUUGACAGAUGCCAAAUCUGGCCCCUCAGGCUCUUCGGUCACCUCCAUGACAGUCAGUAAGGAGUACUCCACCAGAGACCGUGUCCGGCUGCUAAAGUUCUCCCGCUCCAAGAAGACCCGCUCUGGCACGGCCCUCCCCUCCUACCGCAAGUUCGUCACCAAGAGUAGCAAGAAGAGCAUCUUUGUACUGCCUAAUGAUGACCUGAAGAAGCUGGCGAGGAGAGGGGGCAUCAGAGAGGUACCUAUCUUCAACUACAACGCCAAGCCAGCCCUGGACAUCUGGCCCUAUCCCUCCCCCAGACCCACCUUUGGAAUCACGUGGAGAUACCGUCUCCAGACUGUGAAGUCUUUGGCGGGGGUCAGUCUGAUGCUGCGGCUGCUCUGGGCCUGCCUGAGGUGGGAUGACAUGGCUGUCAAGCCCUCCCCUGCUGUAGGAACCACCCGCACAGAAUCCUCGGAGACGGCGAUCACCACAACAGAGAUCAUCAAGCGGCGAGAUGUGGGGCCGCACGGCAUUCGGUCUGAAUACUGCAUCAGGAAGAUCAUCUGCCCAAUUGGCGUUACCGAAGCUCCCAAAGAAACUCCCACUCCCCAGAGGAAAGGCCUGCGCUCCAGCGCUCUGAGGCCAAAGAAGCCUGAGCCGGCCAAGCAGACUGGACCCAUCAUCUUAGAGACGUGGGUGGCCGAGGAGGAGCUGGAGAUCUGGGAGAUCAGAGCCUUUUCAGAAAGGGUAGAGAGGGAGAAGGCCCAGGCUGCAGACCAGGCUAAGGUUAGUAGAACGCUGAAGACAGCAGAGGAGGCCAAGGCCCAAUUGGAGGCUCAGCUAAAGCACCAGAGAUUGGCUGCUCAGCAGAAACGGUUGGAGCAACAGAAGCCUGGUGCCACCACCUCCACCCCCACCAGCACCCCUACAACCUCAGCUUCUGGCACUCCGGCAUCCCUGACCAGCCAGGUCACCCCGGGGACUAAACUGGUCCUGGCCACUAAACUGGGGACACCUGUCACAUUCCAGCAGAACAAGAACUUCCAUCAGUCGUUUGCUUCCUGGGUCAAGCAGGGCCAGGGUAGUCCAGUCUCCACUUGCUCACGGGCCACCGUGGCCAACAGCAUGGUCACCACCUCUGGACAAACGUUCCAGAUCUCUGCCAGCCCGGUGACCAUGGCUGGCCAGGUCAUCACCGCCAAGCUACCCAUCCCGGCCAACAGCAAGAUUGUUACGGUCAACAUGCCAACCACACAAGGAGGUAUGGUGCAAGUCCAGCAGAAUGUCAUGGGCAUUAUUCCAUCCAGUACCCCAGGCAACCAGCGGACCUACUCCUCAUUCCAGAACCGCAACGCCACCAUCAACAUCAGACCCAACACCUCCACCUCAACCACCACUCAGCCGGCCAUUGCCACCGGAGCCCAGAUCCGUCCGGGCAUGUCGGUGAUCCGAUCUCCCCUGCAGCAGGGCACCACCAUGGGCAAAACCAUCAUCAGAACCCCCUUGAUGAUGCAACAAGGUAUUCUACCAGCCAGCCAGCAGCAGGUGGUGACUCAGAUCAUCCGGGGCCAACCUGUCUCCACAGCAGUUUCCAGUGCCAGCCCUGUGCAGACCAGCGCAGGCCAGAGGAUGCUGGGUGCUGCCCCGUCCCCCCGUCCUGUCACCCCUGCCACCGGGCAGUCCCCAUCACCAUCCACCCCCCAAGGCGGCCGACCACAGCAGGGCCAGGUCAAACUCACCCUGGCCCAGCUCACCCAGCUAACGCAGGGGGCACAGGGAGGGAACCAGGGUCUCACAGUAGUAAUCCAGGGACAGGGACAGACCACAGGCCAGCUGCAGGUCAUCCCCCAGGGGGUGACAGUCAUCCCAGGCCCUGGGCAACAGCUCAUGCAGGCUGCCAUGCCCAACGGCCAGGUGCAGCGCUUCCUCUUCACCCCAGGGGCAUCAGCCCCCACCCCCGCAACCACGGCCAGUGCUGCUUUCAACCCCGUCACAGCCCCCACAACAACACCCUCAGUGCCAGCGCCGUCUCAGCCUCCGGUUCAGACUCCCACCACCUCUCAAGCACCGGCACCACCAGUCCAGCCCCCUCAACAGGCUAUCGCUCCUGUUCAGCCCCCUCAACAGGCUAUCGUUCCUGUCCAGCCCCCUCAACAGGCUAUCGCUUCUGUCCAGCCCCCUCAACAGGCUACCGCUCCUGUCCAGCCCCCUCAACAGGCUACCGCUCCAGUCCAGCCCCCUCAACAGGCUACCGCUCCAGUCCAGCCCCCUCAACAGGCUAUCGCUCCUGUCCAGCCCCCUCAACAGGCUAUCGCUCCUGUCCAGCCCCCUCAACAGGCUAUCGCUCCUGUCCAGCCCCCUCAACAGGCUAUCGCUUCAGUCCAGCCCCCUCAACAGGCUAUUGCUCCAGUCCAGCCCCCUCAACAGGCUAUCGCUCCAGUCCAGCCUCCUCAACAGCCUAUCGCUCCUGUCCAGCCCCCUGCCCUCGCUCCUGCCCCCCCUCCAGUGUCCACACAUCAGACUCAACCCCCUCAGACUCAAGUCCACAUCCCCCUCCAGUCCCGCACUGCAUUACCCAUCCAGCAGAUAGCCCAGAUCCCAACCUCUCCACAACAGGUCCAUAUGAAGACUCUCUCGGUCUCCCCCUCUAUCACCCAGGCCACAGUGAGGCCCAUCCAGGCCCAUGCUCAACUCCAGCCCCAGGUUACGGCUCAGAUCAGGCCCCAGCAGCAGCUGCAUCUCCACCACCAACACCAGCUGAUCACAGUGCCGGGGCUGCAGCCGCAGGUUCAGGUGCUGGGCACCAUCCAGACCCACAUGGCAGCCCAGCUCCAGGCCCAGCAGGGUGGGGCGUUGCCCCAGCAGAUCAAGCUGCAGCUGCCUAUCCAGAUCCAGCAGGCAGGAGGCCAGGUGCAGGCCCACCAGAUCCAGAACGUGGUGACCAUCCAGACAGCCAGUGUGCAGGACCACCUGCAGAGGAUCCAGCAGCUCCGAGAGCAGCAGCAGAAGAAGAAGCAGCAGGAGGCCAAAAGGGAGCAGAGCCUGCAGGCCUCCAGUCCCAGCGACAUCAUCCAGAAACAGGUGGUGAUGAAGCAGAAUGCUGUGAUAGAAAAUCUGAAACAGAGGAAGACCAUGACUCCAGCAGAGCGGGAGGAGAACCAGAGAAUAAUCGUCUGCAACCAGGUUAUGAAGUUCAUCCUGGACAAGAUCGACAAGGACGAGAAGCAGGCGGCUAAGAAGAGGAAGAAGGAGGAGUCUGUGGAGCAGAAACGCAGCAAGCAGAAUGCCACCAAGCUCUCGGCUCUGCUCUUCAAGCACAAAGAGCAGCUCAAGGCUGAGAUCCUGAAGAAGAGGGCUCUACUGGACAAGGAGCUGCAGCUGGAGGUUCAGGAGGAGCUGAGGAGGGACAUCAGCAGGCUGAGGAAGGAGAAGGAGAAGGCCCAAGCUGCAGCCUCUCAGGCAGCCGCUGCUGCAGCCGCAGCCCAGGUGGUCUUAUCCCUCUCCCCCACCAUGGCCUCGCUCUCCUCCGCCCACAAACGCAAGAGGGACGACGAGAGGGACUCGUCCUCCGCCAAGCCCAAGAAGAAGAAGAUGAUAUCCACUACCUCAAAGGAUCACAAGAAGGAAGUCAAGCUGUACUGUGUCUGUAAAACGCCCUAUGACGAGGCCAAGUUCUACAUUGGGUGCGACCUGUGCUCCAACUGGUUCCACGGUGCGUGUGUGGGCAUCACGGAGAAGGAGGCCAAGAAGAUGGACGACUACGUCUGUAAUGGCUGCAAGCAGGGCCAGGACUCACAGGACUCCGAGGGCACCACGGAGGAGCUGUACUGCAUCUGCCGGACGCCAUAUGAUGAAACACAGUUUUACAUUGGCUGCGACCGUUGCCAGAACUGGUACCACGGGCGCUGUGUGGGCAUUCUGCAGAGUGAGGCCACCCACAUAGACGAGUAUGUGUGCCCGCAGUGUCAAUCCACGGAGGACGCCAUGACGGUCCUCACACCAUUAACCGACAAGGAUUACGAGGGUUUAAGAAGAAUCCUGCGCUCUUUACAGGCUCACAAAAUGGCGUGGCCGUUCCUUGAACCAGUAGAUCCCAACGAUGCUCCUGAUUAUUAUGGCGUUAUAAAGGAACCGAUGGACCUCUCAACAAUGGAAGACAAAUUACAGAAACGGUAUUACAACAAGCUCACUGAGUUUGUGGCGGACAUGACCAAAGUCUUUGACAACUGCCGCUACUACAACCCCAACGACUCCCCCUUCUUUCAGUGUGCCGAAGUUCUGGAGUCAUUCUUUGUACAGAAGCUCAAAGGUUUCAAAGCUAGCAGAUUGUGAUGUCAUAAGUCUGACGUUAUAGCUGGAGUCUGAGCUGGAUGCUGGGGUCUCUAGUAGUGAAUCAUGGAACUUGCUGUUUCAUAAACAGUGGAAAUUCUGUGUGAUUAUUGUCAGAUUUAAAGAAAUAAACACACAAACACAAGUGUUCUAUCAGUGAAACAAACCAUGCUUAAAUGUACAUUUGCAAGUAUAGAAGCCAAAUUCCAAAGAUGCCUUCCUGUGACAAUCACAAAAUGGCAGCCAUGUUGACUCUUACAAAUCAAGUUAUCAAGGGAUAUGCUUUUUCUCUAUUAUUUUGGUAAUUUUACCAUUUCAAAUUGUAUCAAUUAUCAGCAAGAUAAGUGUCAGGGAAGCUUUUACUUAGAAAUGUUUAAUGUUUAUUUAUAGUUAGUUAUUCUCGGAGAGGGAGAUAUAAAAACAACAUUUGGGACCACAUGUAAAGCUGUAUAUUUUAUUAUUAUAUAUUUAUCAAAUUAAGUUCCUCUCUUCCUCAUGGCCUUCUUUCUGCUCAUUUAAAUAUCAUGCAUUUGUAAUGAAUGGGCAUGAUUUUAAUAUAGUGCACAGGUUUGUAGGUAAAUUUUAGCUUAACUACUGGUUGAUUUAUUAUUUGGAUGUUUUAAAUGUUGUGGUUAAAACAAUAAGAUGAAUAUUGUAUGGUUUUUAAUCCUUUUGUUAAGGAUUAUUUUAUGGUUAAAACAAAGAGAGCCUAUGGUCAGAGGAAUUUAUAUAGACUUAAAAUAAUAAAUAAAAUGUCACGGCUUAACUAUAUUGGACCCCAUGCCUUACUGCAUGAUGGUACCUCAGGAUGUAGACGUGAAGCACCAUUUUCAUUGACUAAGUCAAUCCCAAUGAAUUAGAGCAGCCAUGUUGGUCUAUCUCCUUCCUGGCCCCAAGGCAUCCAUUUUUUCUAUCACUGUAUUGUUGUUUAUUUUUUGUUCAUGUCAGUAUGUUUAAACUAUUCAUAAACAUUUUUAAAGGUUCUCAACUGUUCCCCUUUUCCACAUUCUAUAGGUCUCAUAACAACAAACUACAGACUUCGACCUCUUAGUAUAUACCACAUAUGUGAACAACAAAAAAAUGCACUCUGCGAGAAUGGGGAUAAAUUCUGAACAAUUAAUCCAUGUUGGGACCUGGCUCCUGUGCUUUGUGACCUCUACUCCUCUCCCUCCUUCUGGCCCCACCACGCAGCCCCCAAAGGAAGACUCUCCCUGUAAGACCAGCAGCGCUGCUCCCACACAACUGUCAGGUGGAGCUGCUGCCUGCCCACCUCUGCCACAUGGACAUUUGACAAGGAGUUAAAAUGGAGGGUUUGAAUAAAGGCAUUUCUGAAAAAGGUUACCUUGAAGAAAAUACUUUCUUUGGAGAUCUCACGUUUCCUUGUUCCUUCUUCUUUAUUUGAUUAUUUGAUACCUCUCUAGCCAGUUGAAGAAAUUAAGAAAAGCUUAUGCUUCCAUGGCCAUGCCCAUAACAAAACAAAAAAACAUUUGACGCCUGUUUGAACGUUGAAAAAUGUUGAGCUGAGUUGCACUCAGUGUAUCAGAUUGCACAGUGCACUUAUGUGUGUGUCUCCCCUUUCAAUCACUUUAUUAGAGGUGGUGUGAAAGAUAUCUCAUUGGGAAGUACUUGCUUGAUUUUGGACCUUCUAGCUUUCUGGACACUAACAGUUUGAGUUUCAGUCAAGCUAUGCUGAAAUGAAUAAAGUAUUUGGUAUUAAUUGCCCAGCAGUAAUGACACUGCUAAGGAUAAAAACACAACAUGUAUUUGAAGGUAUCCUGCCCUGUUUGUAAAACUUGUCAGAUUUUGAAUUUUUGUUUUUGUAUUACAGCUGAAGAGAUUGAUGUAUAUGAAACAUAAUAAAUGGAGAAGACUGAGCUCUCUUCCACUACU
This is a messenger RNA of Oncorhynchus kisutch (coho salmon), 11138 nucleotides long. RefSeq names its product nucleosome-remodeling factor subunit BPTF. The record is from RefSeq and is a predicted model, not a curated record. Gene Ontology annotation, molecular function: RNA polymerase II cis-regulatory region sequence-specific DNA binding. Lineage: Eukaryota; Metazoa; Chordata; Actinopteri; Salmoniformes; Salmonidae. Gene Ontology annotation, cellular component: NURF complex. The transcript is spliced from 30 exons. The coding region runs from base 261 to 9251 and encodes 2996 amino acids. Gene Ontology annotation, biological process: regulation of transcription by RNA polymerase II.